Messenger RNA from Meleagris gallopavo (turkey), 783 nucleotides. RefSeq names its product tektin bundle interacting protein 1 (gene TEKTIP1). NCBI's taxonomy places the organism in Eukaryota, Metazoa, Chordata, Aves, Galliformes, Phasianidae. The record is from RefSeq and is a predicted model, not a curated record.
GCUCGGGUGCUGAUUCCAGCACUGCUGUGGGCUCUCAGGGCUGGGCAUGAAGCCGGGGGUGCACAGAGCCUGGGUGCCGCAGAGCACCCUCGAAACGGACUUCCCUCUGCCCCUGGGCAGUGAGCAGUACGUGACGCUGCGGGGGCCGCGCUGUGCACCAGUGGUGAGGCAGGCGGUGCGCUGGAAGAUGACCCCCCUGGGCAGGGAUGCAGCGGGGCAGAGCUGGUGGACGGAGCCGAGCUGCCACGGGGCAGAGGACGUCAGGGACGGCCUCACCCAUGGCACUGCCUGGCAGCGCUCACACGGCCCUCCUGAACUGGAGCCGCUGCCCCCUGUCUAUGACCAGCACCUGCGGGAGGUUGCCUGCUGGGAUCCCACUGUCCCUGCUGCCUACCCAGGGCCUGGCACGCGUUGGGGAGCCUUCCUGUGGCAGGAGUGCCCCAUCCUGGGCAAGGAGUACGUGGCCACCCGCAGCCAGAGCACUGCGGGGCCGGGGGGCAGCUCAGGGUACGUCCCUUUGCUGUCCUUCUGCAGCCCCCAAACCACCGCCCGGGACGUCUGCACCUGGAGCCUCCUGCAGCACCAGCCCUCGACCUCCCACAAAUAACAGCGCUGCGAGUCUGCUGCUGCUAUGGGGGGGUGAGGGGAGGGCAAAGCCUCUGUGCACAGCCCGAGGAACAGAGGAACCGUCAGCCUUGUGGUGGGGGACCCCGUAACACAGACGGCCCGUGCAGCACAGGUAGCACCACGUCAGCUCUUUAUUAAUAAAAAUAGUUCAGUCUC